CGGUACGACGAUGUAUACGGGGGCAUUGUAGAGGAGGGGAUGUCUCGCGUCCCACGAUAAAGUCUUUCGUUCCUCCACGGCUACUAUUCAAGACAGAGGCUCAGUCAUCGCGCGAAAGUUCUCCGGAGUCCUUCGGAUUGAAAUCGUUGCGUUCCGCUCAAUUAUCUAGCAUUUGAACCUUGGGUCGAGAUGACGGGAGACUGGAGGACCAUCUUUGUGACCGGAGGCGCCGGUUACAUCGGCAGUCAUUGCAUCGUCGAGCUUCUGGAGUGCGGAUACGACGUGGUAGCCAUAGACAACUUUGCAAACAGCGUGACAGAAAUUGAUGGUGAAUCCGCGGCGCUUAAGAGGGUCGAGCAAAUAACAGGGAAGAAAGUGACGUUCUACAAUUGCGACCUGCUCGACAGAGAAAAACUCGAAUCCAUCUUUAACAAGCACAAAAUAGAUUGUGUGAUACAUUUCGCGGCUAUCAAAGCAGUCGGUGAAUCAAUGCAAGUUCCGCUUCAUUACUAUCGGAACAACAUAAUCGGUGCUAUCAAUCUGCUAGAGGUGAUGAAAGCGGCUGGCUGUUUUCAAUUAGUAUUCAGUAGCUCUUGCACGGUGUACGGCGAGCCUACAGAACUGCCAAUCACGGAAAAUCACGAAACCGGUAAUAUCACCAAUGUGUACGGCCGUACGAAGUACUUCAUCGAGGAAAUGCUAAAGGAUAUAUCUAGAGCUGAAAAGAGUUGGAACAUUAUAUCCCUAAGGUAUUUCAACCCGGUAGGUGCUCACAGUAGCGGAUUAAUCGGAGAAGAUCCAACAAAACCAUUUACGAAUCUGAUGCCGUAUAUUGCUCAAGUUGCCUUGAGGCACAAGCCGGAAUUGAUUAUAUUUGGUGGAGACUAUCCUACGAAAGAUGGCACAGGUAUUCGUGAUUACAUUCACGUUAUGGAUCUAGCGGCUGGUCACGUGGCGGCACUAAACGCUUUGCAUAAAGAGCAUCUCAGGCUAAAGAUUUACAACUUAGGUACCGGCAAGGGUGUAUCUGUAUUGGAAUUAAUAAAGACGUUUGAGAACAUCACUGGCACUACUGUGCCAUACAUCAUAAAAGAAAGGAGAGAAGGUGACAUAGUAUCUAUGUAUGCUAAUACAGAUCUGGCAAAGGAAGAACUAGGAUGGACAACAAAGUACAACGUCGAGCAAAUGUGUCAAGACUUUUGGAGGUGGCAAACGAUGAAUCCACAUGGUUAUCGAACUUUGUUAAAGAACGGUAUCAAUGAACAUUUAAACGACAUAUCAUAACGACGAAUUGUAUUGAACAGAUUAUACACAAACGAAAUUUGUAAUAAAGAAUCGUAAUAUCGUUAUAAAA
Messenger RNA from Harpegnathos saltator (Jerdon's jumping ant), 1354 nucleotides. RefSeq names its product UDP-glucose 4-epimerase. Gene Ontology annotation, molecular function: UDP-glucose 4-epimerase activity. The transcript is spliced from 7 exons. Lineage: Eukaryota; Metazoa; Arthropoda; Insecta; Hymenoptera; Formicidae. The record is from RefSeq and is a predicted model, not a curated record. Gene Ontology annotation, biological process: beta-D-galactose catabolic process via UDP-galactose, Leloir pathway. Gene Ontology annotation, cellular component: cytosol. Bases 190 to 1284 code for a protein of 364 amino acids.